AUGGACCACAAGCCGCUGCAGCACGAGCGCCGUCCCCCCACCACCCACCUCCAGGGCAAUGGACCUGCAGCCCUCACACCUCCAGGGCCAUUCCUGCUGCAACCCACUUCAUCACACGGAUACCCAACCACCACCCCAGGGUCUCCAUGUCCACAGUACCCUGUCAAUUCAAUGGUUGUUCGAGAAGGCUGCCCAGUCUGCAGAUUUGGGGUUUUGGAGGGCUUCUUCACCUUUCUGGGCAUCUUCCUGGCUACCAUCUUGUUUCCCUUUGGAUUCAUCCGCUGUUUUGCCUUGAAGCGAAGAUGCCCCAACUGUGGAGCAAACUUUGCUUUAAGAGAACAAUACGCCGAGCUUUCUUACAUUCAGUUAUCUUUUCUAAUGUAA
This is a messenger RNA of Choloepus didactylus (southern two-toed sloth), 384 nucleotides long. RefSeq names its product brain protein I3-like. The coding region runs from base 1 to 384 and encodes 127 amino acids. The transcript has a single exon. The record is from RefSeq and is a predicted model, not a curated record. NCBI's taxonomy places the organism in Eukaryota, Metazoa, Chordata, Mammalia, Pilosa, Megalonychidae.